GGUAGAAACAGUCAUGCUUGUUUUUCACAGGGCAGGUAGGAGAGACACCAUAAAUGACCUGCUCUGGAACUGGACAGCUCUGGAAAGUUUUGGAUCUCCAUCGGAUCGACUAAGUAAAACGUUUUCCUACUCUAUGUUUUUCAGCCCUUGCCUGCUGUUUUAAUUUUAGACCCUGAAAAGAGAUUAUGACUGCCAGAGACAAAGCCAUGCUGUACACUGAACUGAUCCAGUUAUGGGACGAGGCUGUGCGAGCUGUGGACAACCAAGAUUGGAACAGUGCUCUCGCCAAGCUCAUUCAGAUCUCUGAUCCCUCGGCUGGGAUUCUGUUCGUCACUGCAUCUGUCCAUCUCGCUUUGGGUCAACUAGAGGAAGCAAUUAAAGCUCUGGAUCGAGUUAUCGCCAAAGAUGAGAGACUUGCUGUGGGCUUUUUCCAAAGGGCUGCACUGCACAUGAUGGUAGGAAGACUGGAUGAGGCUCUUGGUGACUGUAUUUGGGCGCAGAAGCACAUGAGAACUAAUGCUGUGAUUGACUACAAACAGCUGGGACUGCGCUAUAGACUCUACACCUGGCAGAUUCUUUAUAAUGCAGCAGCUGUGCACUGUAGACUAAACCAGUGGAAUAAAGCUACAGAGAUCCUCCAGGCUGCUUUACAGGAGGGAGGUGGACGAGGAAGUCAAGUCGCCUCGGCCAUGCAGAGUGUAGCAAAGAGGGAGCUGAUUGCACCUCUCAUGGUCCCAGAGGGAGUGGUGUUUCGGCCCAGGAAACAGCACGUGGAGGAGCUUCAGCCCCGAGACUUCCUGGGCAAAGCGGAGGUUAUUAUUUCUGACAUCCCAAAUGAUGACUUUGGUGGUUUUGAACCUCUAAGGUUGCAGAAACCGGGAUAUUAUGAACCACAGACAGAAGUGGGCCAAGACUCACGCUACAUGUGUGUAAGGAAGGCCUACAUUGGGAGGAAUGAAGCUGAGCUCACUGUGCCGGCUGGUGCUUACGUGUACGUGUACAGCGAAGAGGACAGAGACGGCUUUGUCACAGUUAUAUAUGAUGGCCAGAGAGGAAUGCUGCCAAACUUCCUUCUGGAAACCGUGACGAAAAAGACAAAAGACAAAAGAAAGAAGGAGAGCUAUGCUACUGGGAUUCCUCUUCCACCUAGCAUGAAGCCCCCUACACGCCCACAUUCUGCUGCUCCUCCUCUUCCAGAAUUGCCGUCUUUUUACAACAGCAGCACACACACCACACCUUCUGUACAGUACAACAGAGAAGAACUGAGCCCUACUGACAAGACGACAAUAGCAGACUCAGUCAUAGUUAAGGUGCACUACACUUACACCAUUGCUCUGAGUGUCCCACUAGAGACACCAUACCGGGAGCUGCAGGAGAGGAUCGCUCAGAAACUAGGACAGCCUGCUGAACUCAUUCGUCUGAGACAUAAGAGGCAAGGUUUCUCUGUCCUGACACCUCUGGAUGAGGAUGGAGAUGUGAAAAGCCUGGCUGAAGUGGUAGAAGCAGGCCGAGUCACUCUGUGGUGUCAGGCAGAGCACUCUCUGGCCAACAGAACAAUUCUCUACCAGAUGGUGGCACUAUAUGACUACACUGCACAGGGACCUGAAGACCUGGAAUUUAGUCAGGGGGACACCAUUGACAUCCUUAGUGAAGUGAAUGAAGAAUGGCUAGAAGGGCACACAGCUGGAAAUAUUGGCAUAUUCCCCAGAUGUUUUGCCUACAGAGACUUUCCAGAGAAAGUUGGAGAAUCACAAGAAAAUGUUAAGUAGUGACUGUAGAUAGAUUCAAAUGUGUUUACUGUGUAAUAUAUAAAAAAGAUUAAUGAACAUGAAUAAUUAAUGAGCAUAUCAUUUUAGAUUUUAAUCAUAUUGAUUAUAUAAGAUCACAACUGUGUUCACGUUUGCAUCCUUUUAUUAGCCCCAGUGAAUUGUAUUAUUUUUGUCUUGAAAAUUCCACAUCAUAUGAUCUUCAUUUAUGUUAAUAUUAGCUAUGCUAUUACCUACGUUAUAUUGCUCCACUAAGGGUAAAAAUGUCUACCAGGCAUUAAUUAGCAGCAAAUUAUUAUACAAUAUAAUAUAACUGGGGGCGGCACCUUGAUGAAUGUAACAUCGCAUAAAACUGGAUUUUUGUGUUUUUGUGCUUCAUGUCCAAGCAGAACACAUUGACACUCCCACAGUUAAUUAAGACAGCAGUAUAAUUUGUAAAGGUGUGAAUCAGAACUGGGAUUCAACAGGACCUUAAGAAAACAAAACCAACCAAAAGAAAUGAAAGGAAAUUAUUUACUCUUAUGUGAGAAAUUAAAUAUAAGGCUCAGUCAUGUUUAUUAACCCUACAUAACAAGUGUGGGCCACUAGUCAGACAUUUUUCAGGAUCUAAUUAGUUCAGUCAGAAUAAUUCCUCAGAACCAGGUGGGAUUGUUAGUAUUUUUUAGGAGCGUUUUUAGGAACUAGGAAUAGUCAAAAUUUCUUCACAAGUGUGCGUGGUCAGAAUUUAUUCAGAUAAGGGUCGGAUGUGUCUGAAGUGGGGUUGGGGGAUUCUUAGAAUUCCAUAAGGAAGGAAGUACCCUACUGGUCAGAUUUUCAGGUGGGACUAGCCAUAAGUACAUGAGGAGGGAGAACUGAUCAGAAUUUCUUCACACAAGAAGGGAUUUGUCAGAAUGUGUUUUUGGAAUCAGAAGAACAGGUCAGAAUUCUUUCAGGUGCAUGUUGGAUAAGUCAGAAUUCUUCCAUGGCAAGUGUAACUGGACAUAAUUACUUCAGAAGGAAGGGGGACGUAGAAUCUUUUAAGGUGCAGGUUGAAUUGGUCAGAAUUUUUUCAGAAGGAGAGACUGGUCCAAAUUUCCACAGAAGGACUUCUUAGACUUUCAGGUUGAACAGGUCAGAAUCCUUUCAGAAUUGAGAUUACUUUAGUUAUGGUUAAACUUUCAAAAUUUUUGUGAGAACAGGACUCAGAAUUCUUUUCAGGAAUGAGUUGGACUAGUCAAAAUUUUGGAUAGGACAGAAAUCUCUUGGGAUGAGUCAGAAUUGCUUCGGAAGAAGCAUCACUGGUCAGUACAUCUUUGGUUCUGAUGGGACUGAAUACAUUUCUUAUGGAGUGCUGGAACUGGUCAGAAAUCCUUCAGGAGUGGAUGGGGUGCUUAGAAUAUUGGGUGUGACUGGUCAGAAUUUCUUUAAAUGUGCCCAGGACUGGUCAUAAUUCUUCAUAAAUACUUCAGGAGAAGGUGGGACUGGUCAUAAUUCUUUUAGGAGCUAGUUAUACUGUUCAAAAUUCGACAUGCCGCCUUCAUGAACAUUAUUUAUGAAUUAAGCCAUGGCCAAGUCAAAACUGUAUUAAAGAACAUUCUGAAAACUGGGAUCCAGUUCCUGUCAGUCAUUUUGUAGACAUUCAAGGUCAACAUGAGCGAGUUUUUCUUGUCUGAGUUUAAGCUAAAUAUUUAAGAAAUCAUUUCUGAAAUAAACUGUUAAUUAAAUUAUGUAAUAAAUUGUCAAAAACUUA
Messenger RNA from Silurus meridionalis, 3495 nucleotides. RefSeq names its product NADPH oxidase activator 1 (gene noxa1). The transcript has 16 exons. Gene Ontology annotation, biological process: superoxide anion generation. The record is from RefSeq and is a predicted model, not a curated record. The coding region runs from base 186 to 1769 and encodes 527 amino acids. Gene Ontology annotation, molecular function: protein binding; superoxide-generating NADPH oxidase activator activity. Lineage: Eukaryota; Metazoa; Chordata; Actinopteri; Siluriformes; Siluridae.